Jaminaea rosea is the source of this 1515-nucleotide messenger RNA. RefSeq lists its product as hypothetical. The transcript has a single exon. NCBI's taxonomy places the organism in Eukaryota, Fungi, Basidiomycota, Exobasidiomycetes, Microstromatales. Gene Ontology annotation, biological process: lipid metabolic process. The record is from RefSeq and is a predicted model, not a curated record. Bases 1 to 1515 code for a protein of 504 amino acids.
AUGAACGUCAUCGGCCAGCUACUGGCGUCGCACUACGAGUACGCCCACCAUGUCCUCCUCGACCCACCCGCCAGGCUCGCUCGUGGCUACCUCUUUCAUGCCUCAGGCGUAGCAACCCUGGCCACAACACUAGGCUGGUUACUUGUCUUCAUCAUCGGCUGUCAUGUCACUCUGCCCAACUCAAGCCCAACUGUUUCAAUGCUGCGCCUCUUUGCCCUCCCCUGGAUCGUCGCCGUCUCCGUCACCUGCGCGCUAGAUCGAGAGAGGUUCAGCCUCGGUGGCGACUUCCGUGACGUGGCUAUCCCAUCGGCUAUCUGGCUCGUGUUGGCAGAAGCCAUCAAGGUGUGCUUGGUGACCAUUUGGGACGGCGACAAAGAGAGGGCUCCGAGGUGGAUCGUACCGGAGAGUCAGGCGCACAAGUGGGAGGGCGCAGUCAAGAUCGAGGACGACGAGCAGCAAUCUCAGCAGGGUAAUGGCAAGCUCCAGAAGCCUCACGCAACCGUUGCACGACGCUUCGAUCUGCCUGCGACGUGGUACAUCGUUCCUCAUCCUCCCCUACUCUCCUUUCGCCGUCUCGUCUGGGCGCUCGACAACUUCGCUAUGCGUCGACCAGGCACCUCUCUCCUCUUUCCCGGCGAGCAGCGAGCAAUGGAAUGGGCAUACAAGCCCAUGAUUCGCUCAGCCGCCGUCUACGAGCGUGCCGCGGCAGCAGGCGACGCAAAGGAGGCUGCUCGGAUCAGAGAGAGCGCCCCCAUUUGGUUCGGCCAGCUCGAGUACGGCUGGCUCGGCGUCCUCAUACAAGCUGCCAUGCUCUACGGCGCGACACGAUUCAUCUUCUACCUCGACUUGAAAGCCAGCAAGGGGCCGUAUGACUUCUAUUCUCUUCCCCUCGUCCACCAAUACGCUCUCACCUUCUCACUCGGCGCUCUCGUCGCAUUCACCUUCUCGCCCCUCGAGUACAUUCUCGGCCCGCUUCUCUAUGCUCUGCGCUUCCCAGCUACGGCUCUCAUCCCAGCAUUUCAGCGACCUAUGGUAGCGAGCGGGCCGACGGACUUCUGGAGCCGGCGAUGGCAUCAAUUCUUGCGAAAGGACUUCACGACGUUGGCCAAGCUCUUACCGGGAAGCAGAGAGAGCAAGACUUUGUUGGCGUUGUGGACGUUCAGCGUGAGCGCGAUGGAACAUAGCCUCGUAUUUUCGCGCUUCAAGGCCACUCCACCGACGAUGGGUCACGCCUUCUGGCUUCUCCUCAAUCCGUCCCUCCAAGGCUUCUUCGUCUCGCAAGGUCUCCUCAUCCUCCUAGAGCAGGCCCUGCUCGGCAGACCCAAGCCACGAGAGCGCCUCAGGAUCCGCGUCGUCCGUCGCAGCCUUCUGUGGAUCGGUCUGUUGACCACUGGCCGAUGGGUCGCGGGCUUCCUCGUCUCGCUCGGCGUCCUGGAUCCUACAGAGGUCGGUGCCAUGUUUAAGGUUGCUUCGGUGUGGGACGACAUCCAGCGGGAGCGCCGCAUUGAGCUCUGA